CAGGUCUGGAUUUACGACGCGCAGUCUGUUGGAAGUUCAGACGCUCACACUCAGGCGGUCGGGAUACUUUAAUCGCCGCCGCAGCAGCAGGAGGGUUUGUUUUGGGCGAAGCACCAGCUUCCUGUCGGAUCCUCCAACAUGGCAAGUGGGGAGGGCACCGGGAGGCGGCGGGGCGACAAGUACUCGGUGCUGCUGCCCACCUACAACGAGAGGGACAACCUGCCGCUUAUCGUCUGGCUGCUGGUCCGAUACUUCGAUGAAAGUGGAUUUGACUAUGAAAUUAUAGUAAUUGAUGAUGGAAGUCCUGAUGGAACACUUGAGGCUGCCAAACAGUUGGAACAGAUUUAUGGAUCUGAUAAAAUUUUACUCAGACCUAGAGCAAAGAAGUUGGGAUUAGGAACAGCAUAUAUUCAUGGAAUGCAACACGCCAGUGGUAACUUUGUCUUUAUAAUGGAUGCAGAUCUUUCACAUCAUCCAAAAUUUAUCCCUGAGUUCAUAAAAAAACAGAAGGAAGGAAAUUAUGAUGUAGUGUCUGGCACGCGUUACAGAGGAAAUGGAGGCGUAUUUGGCUGGGAUUUGAAAAGAAAACUUAUCAGCCGCGGAGCCAAUUUUGUCACUCAGGUGUUAUUGAGACCAGGUGCUUCAGACUUGACAGGUAGCUUCAGACUAUACAGAAAAGAAGUACUGGAGAAACUGGUUGAAAAGUGUGUAUCCAAAGGUUAUGUCUUUCAAAUGGAGAUGAUCAUUAGGGCUCGACAACUGAAUUACAGUAUUGGGGAGGUUCCUAUAACAUUUGUGGACCGUGUGUAUGGUGAAUCUAAACUGGGAGGAAAUGAAAUUGUUUCAUUUUUGAAAGGACUGCUGCAUCUCUUUGCCACUACAUGAUCAAAGCUAAUAUUUGGCGCUGAAAUGUUAUGUAUCCAGAAUGUCUUAAGACAAGAUAUGUAUUGUUUCCCUACUUCACAACCUCAUUGUAAAUUCCAAUCUGUACAAAUCUGUAGCACACCUCAGUGUGAACAAAUGUAUAAAAUGAAAUAAAUCAUUCCAGUCUUUGAAUAAGACUGUUGUUAA
Molecule: messenger RNA, 1071 nt
Organism: Pristis pectinata (smalltooth sawfish)
Lineage: Eukaryota; Metazoa; Chordata; Chondrichthyes; Rhinopristiformes; Pristidae
Gene: dpm1
Product: dolichyl-phosphate mannosyltransferase subunit 1, catalytic
Exons: 9
Coding region: 139-885 (248 amino acids)
Biological process (GO): protein O-linked glycosylation via mannose; GPI anchor biosynthetic process
Cellular component (GO): endoplasmic reticulum membrane
Molecular function (GO): dolichyl-phosphate beta-D-mannosyltransferase activity
Source: RefSeq, a predicted model, not a curated record